Symbiodinium necroappetens is the source of this 1114-nucleotide messenger RNA. The record is from the annotation of a GenBank genome assembly. Lineage: Eukaryota; Dinophyceae; Suessiales; Symbiodiniaceae.
AUGGAUGUGGCCUCGACGACGCCGAGUGCCGUCAUCCGAGUGCAGAUUCUGGAGGGCCGGAGCCUUUCCGAUGGCUGCAAGAAGCCGUACUGCGUGGUCCGCCUCGGCGACAAGAUCGAACGAUCUGGCGUUGGCUCGGCAGGUUCGCACCCUGCCUGGGGGGCGGCGGAGGGAUCAGUGACCGUGACUUGGGAUGCAGAAGACUUUCUGGAAUUCACCAUCCGAGAGAAAGGCUCCGGGCUUUGGGCAGAGGACUCGAAGGUGGGGACGGCGCACGUGAAUGUCUCUGCUUUGGCACGCCUGGCGCACUUCCGCGGGCCACUGCACGUCUUCCGCCGUGGGACUGAGAAGGCUGGUGAGCUGGUGGUCGAUCUCCUGGCAAAGGAGAUAUCGCCGAUGGGUCCUGCAAAGCUCCUGCAGCCUGCUUUGGUGAAAGUCCACAGCAACGGGCUGAUGGGGGCCGUGGCAGCCGUCGCAGAUUUCGAAGCGCUGGACAUCUUCAAGACGUAUCACAUCGUGCUCUGGGCUACCUCGGAGAAGUUCGGCGACAUGUUCAACUCCAACUGGGAUGAGGAGCACAAGAAGCUGUUCAAGGAUCCGCUGAAAAAGGUGGUUCAGGCUGAGCACGCAUCACUUUACAGUGAUGGAGUUUGUCCGCAUUUCACAUACUGGGGCGGGAAGCGCAACGAGAGAGCAACGCUGGGAAGAGGUAAUGACUUCUUGUCACUGCUGGGAAAUGGAGUUCGCAAGGGACGGAGGCGCGUGUACACAUAUGUGGUGCUGGACGAAGGGAUGUUCUUUUCAGAGACGGGUGCCAACAUUGCGAAAGACUUCUUCAGCAAGCAUGCUGUGCAUGCAAAUGCUUCACCAGAGGUUCGCAUGGCGGGAACAUUCCGCAUGUGCGAGACGCCAGAGCGCGCGCUCAUCCUUUUCCUGGACAAUGACUCCGGCGCGGGACCUUCACCCCAAAAGGGCGACCGCGUCCAGGUGCGAUACGAGACGCGGCAUCAGGGAAAAUGCGUGGAAUCCAUGGCGGAGGAGGCUUUCGAGUUCGUCCUUGGAGAAGACCAGGUGCUGGAGGCCUGGGACCUGGGGGUGGCCACGAUGCGGCCAG